GUCAUAGCCACAAAUCAACCCGGUUAAAUUGCAUUUUCAGUGCAGUCAUUGUUUCCUAAUUGUUAGUUUAUCGAAAAAUUGCUAAUAUAGAUUUUAGUUCAGAAAUUUCAACAUAUUAUUGCUAAAACCGGAGAAAAUAAUAUUAUUUUAUAAUGGAGGCUGUGCCACGUCUCCAUAUGCUAUGGUUUGUUCUUAAAACCAGUCCAACUGGCACUUCCUUCGCCAAUUUAAAAAAGUACAUUGCCGAAUUUUACCAAGAAGACCCUGAAGCAUACUCCAAAGAAGUUUUCACUUUGGAAACGCUUAGAAACCAAGCUUUACAUCCCGGUAAAGAUAAAUGUACGAUCCUAAAGCGUUACUAUUGUCAACUACACUCAUUACAAAACCGAUUCCCCCAAUUGGCUGAGCGUAGCUUGUUCACCUUCACUUGGAAAGAUCUGUACCAAAGCAAUGUAAACGAAUUUACACAAUUGCGCUACGAGAUGGCCGCUGUUCUUUUCAAUAUCGCAGCUUCUCAUACACAAAUGGGUGCAUCAGUGACUCGCGGGGACGUGGAUGGUAUGAAAUUGGCUUGUACACAUUUUCAAUGUGCGGCUUGGGCUUUUGGCGAGUUGCGUGAGCAUUAUAGUAAUGUUAACGGCGGUGGCGAUUUCAUGGCAAAUGAAUUGCUGGUUUUCAUGCAACAAGUGUCAUUUGCUCAGGCGCAAGAGUGUAUUUUAGAAAAAUCAUUGAUAGACAAUCGGAAGCCCAAUAUUGUGGCAAAGGUUACAGCACAAAUAGUAGUUUACUAUGGCGCCGCACUAACCGCCCUACUAACAGGUGGUGAUGAUGGACAAGUAGCACAAGUUGUUGACAGUUCUGUGUUUAAGCUUUGGAAGAAAUAUGUGCGCUUUAAAAUAUCCUACCUAAACUGCAUAUUAUAUUUGUAUCAAGGACAACAGGCAGAAGAGCAGCAGAAAAUGGGAGAAAGAGUAACACUUUAUCAGGCUGCUGCGGAUAAGUUGGAAGAAGCUCGUAAAGAGUCUAAAGGUUUACCCGAUCAAAAGGAAAUUAACGAAUCGCUUAUAUUCACCGCUGAUGUUGUAGAAGGAAAACGAAAAAAUGCUAAGAACGAAAAUGAGUUUAUUUAUCACGAAGCAGUGCCGGAAUUGUCUUCUAUACCUACAAUACAAGGAGCAAAUUUAGUAAACGGCACAAGUUUUAGUGUCACCGACCCAGAGGUAGCUGGAGAAGAUAUCUUUGCACGCCUUGUACCAAUGAAGGCACACGUAGCUAGUUCGUUAUAUAGUGAAGAAAAAGCAAAGUUAUUGCGUAAAUUUGGCUCUAGCAUAGAGGAGAAAGAUGCUGAACUGGCAAGUUUCAUGAGUUCCCUCAACUUGGAUAAUCUUAAUAUUAAUGAAGAAAGAGCCAACAAAAUUCCACAAGGAAUUGUCGACCGAUGUGCAGAGUUAAAUGCAAACAAAACAGCAAUAGCGGAUCUAAUUUCCGCCAUGUCCCAAUUAGCUGAGAUAUGUACCGAUGUUGAAUCAAAUUUGAAAGAGAUAGCCACCAUUCUCGCCGAAGAAGAUAAUCAAGAAAGUGAAUUUCAAAAGCUUAUUGGCGUGCAAAGAACACCCAAUCCACACAUAACCGAGUUGACGCGUGAAUUUCAAAAAUAUACCGAAGCACAUUCGCGCGCUGGUGAGUCUAAUGACACACUAAGGAAUGCAAUGGAGCUACAUGUGAAUAAUUUAAAAAUACUAUCGCGUCCUCUAAACGAGAUACAGCAAUCUGUGCCGAAAUUAAGUGCAGAACUUAACACAACGGAAGUUUUUAAAGAUGUUAAAUUAAUUUUAAACAAAGCUAAUGAAAUGAAAGCACAACGUGCACAAUUUCAUGCUGAUUUACGCAUCGCAGUGAAUGAGGAUGAUAUCACAGCUAAAGUAAUUGCACAUGGCAGCGAUGAGGGUCUUCAACUACUCUUUGACCGUGAGUUAGCUAAACAUGAACGUCUAACGCAGCUUUUGGAUCAAAACAUGCUUGCUCAAGAGAAUAUUUUACAAGCGCUGACAGAAGCUUAUGCCAAAGCUGCGCCAAUACUGAAAACGCUUACUGAUGUUAAGCAUAAACGUGAAGCAUUCUUCUCAUCUUUAGCUGCCUCUUACGAUGUAUACGAAGAUUUAUUAGCCAAAUCUGCAAAGGGGUUGGAAUUUUAUAAAAAGUUGUCAGGAAAUGUUCAGAAACUGUUGACCCGGUUAAAGGCAGCACGUGAUGUGCAAUCGGAGGAACGUCAGCAACGACUGAAAAAUCAGCAUAAAACAACUAAUCCAAACGCAAAUACUGCAAAACCAGCCACAACAAUUACUUCGUCUGCUCCAACAACGUCGAUAACCCCCAAAUUACGUGAUUAUUUGAAAUCUAAAAACACCACAGCAAGUAGCAUAGCUGCAGCCGGUGUAUCCGAUGGUAUAUCAAGUAACACAGCACAUCAAACCGCUCAAUACAUUCCGCCAGUUCGUCCCAAUCCUUUAGGUUCAGAAAAUCCUACACAAGCUGUUUGUUCCUCCGGUAAUCCCUACACUACGCACGUCAUGAAUCCUACUGGAGCUGUACCAGCGGUGGCGCCUAACGAACCGCCACCACCAUAUAGCUUACAACAACAACAAUAUUAUGAUCCUAACAUCGCCGGCUAUACAAAUCCAAUGUACCAACAACAACAGCAAAACAUUGCUCCGCCAGCUUACAAAUUGCAAGCAUCUCCAAACUCUCAAUUUGCCAACGUGAAUGCAAAUGUACCAAAUUUAACGGGUAGUUACAAUAAUACCGCCGGUAUAGGACACACUCAGCAACAACAAAUCCUGUACAUCCAACAACAACAACAACAGCAGCUGAUGCAGCAAGCUGUGGGUGGCACUGUAAAUUAUGGGCAGCAGUCGUUAUCUCUAAAUCCUAUUGGAGCUUAUGGAACAAAUGCAAGUACUUUAAUGCCAACGCAGCAAAGCUUAGUAGCUGGUUCAAAUAUUCCACCGGCUACUGGACCUAACAGCAACGCAUACUCUUAUAAUACUAACGCUGAUGCGACAAAGACUUUUAUAGCACAAUCGUCGGUGCAGGGAGCUUUCGCCAGUCCGCCCCCUGGAGCCAGUGCAGCGCCACCUCAGCAAACAAAUAACUACACCAAUCAAAUGACUAAUUAUCAACAAUCGUAUUCCCAAGUGGCAGGAGCUAACUUUGGCAUACCCACCUCACAUCCCCUAUAUGUAGCAACUACCCAAUCGGAUAGUGCCAAAGCGGCCUGUGGCAUAGCACCGCUGGAGCUGCAAGCGCCGUAUGCUGUGAAUACUUUGCAGCAAUCCCCUUAUUCAGGAGCAGCCAACAGCAAUGCGCCAGCAUCUCAAAACCAGCCGAACAAUACUUUACAGCAGUUUCCACAACAACAGCAUCAGCCUCCUAAACAACAACAACCUAUUUAUCCACAUGCUAAUGGUACAGUAAACGUUGCUAAUAGUGAAACUAGCUCAAUUCUCGCGCCUGCUCAACCGGGAGUUCAGAUCACCUCUGCUACACCAAACGCUGCAACUAAUAUGCAGCCUUACUCUACGGUCACUAAACAUCCCGGAUAUAGCUACAAUCCACAAACGGGUCAAUAUGAAUACGGCAGUGGUUAUCAGCAGGCUAAUAAUAAGUAUUGUGGGAAAUAUACAUCGUCAAGCACACCACAAUCUGUCACCGUUGGUACUACUGACUCAGAAAAUGCGAACAAGAUAAAUGUUGCAACUGGUUUUGAUUCACCUGUUAUAUCCCAUACUAAACAAACUGUGGCACCGGCUGUUGCAACAGCGGCCGAUGCACCGAACACAGAUAAAUCGUCUAAUUUAAGUUACUACUCGGCCCCGUAUGGUUAUCAAAGCCAAGGCAUUGCAUCUCCUUACGUCUUACAACUGCAGCAGCAACAACAACAUCAACAACAGUCACUAGCUGCGGCACAACAACAGCAGCAGCAGCAAAAGCCGCAACAAACCAAUUACCAACAACAACAUUCCACUUAUAUACAAAGUGGUGCUGCUUCUAUAGCGCCCACACAUACAACAAAAAGUGCCUCCGAGUACUCCUUCGGUGCAACACAAGCGGCAAUGCCACCAAAGAUAGAGAGUCCCGCACCUACAAAAGAUGUAAAGGCCGGCACAGCUCCGCCACAGUCUAACGUUGAGACAAAACCCACGGUGAAACCCAUUAAGAAGUCAACCAAUAUUGAUUUGUUGACUGAUAUAGAUUUUUCCGGCUCUGGGCUAGCCGUACCACCGCCCAUAUUGCCGCAGCCAGUAUUGAAGCCAGAAAUUGUAGCGAGUCCGCCAAGUAGCCAAGUGGCCGUUGAAGUUAAGCCAAAAGAAGAGGCAACACCGCAGAAACACUCUACAACAACAUUAGCAGCGCCAAUAACUCCACCCAAUCAGGCAGAGGUGCCACCAACUCUAACUGCACCCCAUUCACCCCCGUUAGCAAAUGCAAAAACCGGAGGUUCGCCUAUUAAUUCGCCGGCUACACGAAAACCCAGUUUUGAUAAUCUUUCCAUUUGCUCAGAUUUGAGUUCGCUUGAUACGAACUUCGAUUGGGACUCGGUUUCUGUGCGUAACGAACAGCCGUCAGAUAAACAUUCCAAUUUAUCCACAAAUUCCACAACUUUCCAGUUAAAACCUUUCGAUCCAUUUAACGACGACAAUAUUUUGAAAUACUUUCACAAAGAGGUUGAGCGUUACGAGAAGAUAAUCGAGAGUCUCAAUGUAAAAAUGCUAAACGGAAAUACACAAUUGUCAGCGAAAUGGAAGGAGCUACAAGAUCUACUUGCUAAGGAGACCAAUAAACGUACAACAACAAUUGCUAAAUUGUUUCCAGAGAAGAAUCGUUCGCUAGACUGCAUUCCAUAUGAUCAUGCACGCGUAAAAUUGGAUAAAGACACGGACGACUACAUAAAUGCCACAUAUAUCAAGAAUCUUGGCACUGGCUGUCCGAACCUGAUAAUAGCACAAACCCCUCAGCAAAACACCAUCAAUGAUUUUUGGUCUAUGAUUUGGUCGCAAAAAGUGCGUACAGUCUGUUGCUUGCAUACACCAAAUGAGAUGUUGGAUCCUUACUGGCCACAGAAGUGUGAGGUUGAAAACCAUUACGAUGAUUUUACUGUGAAAUGUGUUAAAGUAACUACUUUGUCCCAUUGCGUGGAAUAUAACCUAAAAUUGUCGAUGCACGGCGCUGAUGCGAUAAUUGGUUUGUCGGUGCUGCAAAUCAAAACUUGGACCAAAAGCUUACCUUCGCAAACUAUAGGCAUUGCACGCAACGCUUUGCAGGCGCAUCAACAACGCUGCCUGGAGUUUAACACACCAACCUCGCCAUUAAUAAUGAAUUGCUUAACUGGUUCUGAACGUUCACAACUUAUUGCCAUAGCAAUUUGCGCUAUCUUAGCUUUACAAACGGUUCGACCAGUACUCAUAAAUGUCGUCGAUAUUUGGUACCGUAUAUGUAUGCAACGGCAGAAUGCUUUGCGUGAUAUGGAGACUUUGGAGCAAUCAAUGCAAAUUGUUCUCAAUCAUGCGCAUGAUGUUCUCAAUAAACGCGGCAUCAUGACCUCUUAUCAAAUGAAGAUUGCACCUCAGAUUGCUUCGAAGGAGAAGGAAGAAAUUAAGGAUCCACUAAACGAGCUCGAUCCGCUGUGGAAAAUGAAGUAGACAUAAUAGCCCACACUUCUGCUGCAUUUGCUUGAGGUCGCUUUGACUGAUUGUGGCAAUCUUUUAGGCUUUACACUUUGCCCACGCGAUUCAAUCGAUUGAAUUCAAAAGAGAAAAAAGUAAAUAAUUGCAACGCAAAGUAAAAUCAUUGUUAAAAACCAAGUUUUUUUAUUAAAACAACAAAAACAAAUUAUUUAAUUAUAAUCGAAGUAUUAAACAUCAAAUGUUACACUUCAAA
Molecule: messenger RNA, 5937 nt
Organism: Bactrocera oleae (olive fruit fly)
Lineage: Eukaryota; Metazoa; Arthropoda; Insecta; Diptera; Tephritidae
Gene: mop
Product: tyrosine-protein phosphatase non-receptor type protein myopic
Biological process (GO): early endosome to late endosome transport; protein dephosphorylation; protein transport to vacuole involved in ubiquitin-dependent protein catabolic process via the multivesicular body sorting pathway
Cellular component (GO): endosome
Molecular function (GO): protein tyrosine phosphatase activity; protein binding
Source: RefSeq, a predicted model, not a curated record